AUGAGAGAUCAAUCAGGGCAAUUGCCUUUGUUCUAUUCGUCUAAAGCUAGUGCAUGCUUAAAGGAUUCACGUACUGGCGUUAUGAGCUACAGUUAUGAACUGUGUUUCUGGGACCCUAACGAUAAUGGGGUAAACGUACUACUGCAACAUAUUUCGGCGGGUAUCAAGUCCUGCGGGACAAUGGUAAGCUUUUUCAAGCAGCGAAGCGAGUUGGAGAAGGAUUAUGCUCGCCGGCUGGGUGCUAUGAGUAACAAGCUGGUGUCGGAUAUGGAGGAAAAUCCAGAGUAUGGGCGCUUAAACGAUUGUUUUCGAACGGUGGUAACUAACGAGCGGGCUAGGGCACAGGCGCAUUCGAAACAGAGCGAACUGCUGUACCGACAGAUAUACAGCGAUGUGAAGGCGUUUGCCGGGAAGAUGCAGGCUCGUUACACGACGUUGAGCGGGAGGAUAGAGAAUCUGAGGGUUGACAAAUACAACAAGAGAAAGGGCUGCGAAGACUUGACGAAAAAGCUGGAAGAAGCUGAGCUGCGCGCCAGGGAUCUGCGCCUGAACCAGAACAAUGUGAUCGGGAGCAAGAAGAUCGAGCAAAAUAGGCGGGAGCUGGCUAAGUGGGACAACAACAGUCGAGAGAUCAGCCUGCAGUUGGAUGUGCUGACACAGGAAUACCGGGCAUCUCAGAAAUACUGGUUCAAAGAAUGGGCAGACAUAAGCGGCCAAUUGCAGGAGAUGGAAACGGCUAGAAUCUCCUAUUUGCAGUCAAAAAUGCAGCAAUUUGCCCAAGUCACGCUGGAGACUGCGCUCUUGGAACAAUCAAAAAUGGACUCUCUAAUGAACCAGCUAGCGACUUUCACGCCCGCUGACGACAUUGCAGAGUUUUCAAGCGACUAUGGCACUGGCAGGCUUAAAGAAAAGAGGAAGGCGACUGGCGAUCUGGCAGUUCACGACAUUUCGAGAAGCAAGAAAGACCUGCAUGCGGAGAACAUCAGAAAACUGUCGUCCCAGUUGCAAAGACAAACGCUAGGGGACUCAAGGAACGACAAGCAGCUGCCUUCUCCGAAACUUCAACGACAGGAAGAGAUAGGCACAAAAAGGGUCCCCAAGAAUGAGCUAUCUCGCAUUGAAGAGCCAAUUUCAGCAGAUCUUAAAGAAAAGUUAUCACCUUCUGCUAGGCAUCAACAACAAAAUCGCCAAGGAACGUCUCCGUCCUCGUCUGCCUCCUCGUCUGUCCCUACAGACUUCACAGCACAUGUGAAGAAUCGCCACAGCAUCGACUCUAUGGCAACUUCAGUGAGUUCCAUGGCGAGUAGCAUAGAUGAAUCUCAGAGAUUCGCCAAAUCUUGGAACUCGUCAAACAGGAAAAGAAAAUCCAUGAGCCAUUUGCAUCAGGAGAAGGCUCGUGAGGAACAACUGGGAUCUUCCCUGGGACAGCACAGCGAGGGAAGCUUGCAAAAUGGUUCACCUGUACUCAGAAACCCCAGUGCCGACACUACUAUUAUGAACACAAACUUAGCAACACAGCAGAGCGUUAGACGCAAAUCGAUGGUGCUGCAAGAUUCCAGUAAUCCAAUAGAAGAUGCUCUUUACGAGAUGGAGAGGAUAAAGAGUAUGGGAAAUAGUGUAUUCGCCGGUUCCGAUUCCCAACUAGGACGCGUCAGAGAUAACGGCAUCACCGUCACUCUACCAACGGUGACCAGCCAGGGUGAGCCGGUUAUUAGAUAUGCAAAGGCGAUUUACCCAUUACUAGAUAACGAUGCAGCCGAGCUCGCUCAUUUUGACAAGGGCGAUUACUUGCUUCUCACGGCUAUCAUAAAUGAAGAUUGGUUCAGAGGUGAGGUUUACGAUAAUAACUUCAUUGCUGGGACCCAUAAGAACGGGUUGAUUCCAUACAACUUUAUCCAGCUACUGAAUUAG
This is a messenger RNA of Torulaspora globosa, 1911 nucleotides long. RefSeq names its product formin-binding protein HOF1 (gene HOF1). Lineage: Eukaryota; Fungi; Ascomycota; Saccharomycetes; Saccharomycetales; Saccharomycetaceae. Gene Ontology annotation, cellular component: cytoplasm; mitotic actomyosin contractile ring, proximal layer; cytoplasmic side of plasma membrane. Bases 1 to 1911 code for a protein of 636 amino acids. Gene Ontology annotation, molecular function: protein binding; phospholipid binding. Gene Ontology annotation, biological process: cytoskeleton organization. The record is from RefSeq and is a predicted model, not a curated record. The transcript has a single exon.